Molecule: messenger RNA, 258 nt
Organism: Aspergillus niger
Lineage: Eukaryota; Fungi; Ascomycota; Eurotiomycetes; Eurotiales; Aspergillaceae
Exons: 1
Coding region: 1-258 (85 amino acids)
Source: RefSeq, a predicted model, not a curated record
AUGACUUCUCGGGCAUACAUGAUAAUGCUAAAGAACCUCUGUCUAAUUAAAACUGAUGUGGGGGCGCAAAGAUGUGGCAAAGUUGAUAGUAAUAGUAGAGGAGAAGAUCGAAACAAAAGGCCGGAAGGGAAAGUGCAAACAUGCAUUGCGAGAUGUCAUGACAACAGGGGUCCGAAAGCAGGGGGGUCGUGCCGGACAGAGGGCCGAGGUGUUGGGGACGGGAACGGGGAGAAGGGGAAGGUGCGGGGGAAGGGGUAG